Molecule: messenger RNA, 903 nt
Organism: Williopsis jadinii
Lineage: Eukaryota; Fungi; Ascomycota; Saccharomycetes; Phaffomycetales; Wickerhamomycetaceae
Gene: DPH5
Product: diphthine synthase
Exons: 1
Coding region: 1-903 (300 amino acids)
Biological process (GO): protein histidyl modification to diphthamide
Molecular function (GO): diphthine synthase activity
Source: RefSeq, a predicted model, not a curated record
AUGCUCUAUCUUGUGGGUCUUGGUCUCUCGUACGAGACAGAUAUCACCGUGCGUGGGCUGGAGGUUGUGAAGAAAUGUAAGCGUGUCUAUCUCGAGGCGUACACCUCCAUCCUCAUGGCUGCUUCCAAGGAGACAUUGGAGGAGUUCUAUGGCCGUGAGGUUGUGCUUGCGGACCGUGAGCUGGUGGAGUCCGGCUCUGACAUCAUCCUGGAGAAUGCACAGAACGACGACGUUGCUUUCUUGGUGGUUGGCGAUGUCUUUGGUGCGACUACCCACACCGAUCUCGUGAUUAGAGCAAGGGAGCUGGGCAUCAAAGUGGAGGCCAUUCACAAUGCCUCUGUGAUGAACGCUGUGGGGGCCUGCGGCUUGCAGCUCUACCAAUUCGGCCAGACCGUAUCUCUGGUGUUCUUCACUGAGAACUGGAGACCAGACUCGUUCUACGAUAAGAUCAUGGAGAACAGAAAGAUCGGUUUGCAUACGCUCGUGCUCCUCGACAUCAAGGUCAAGGAGCAGAGCAUAGAGAACAUGGCCAGAGGAAGACUCAUCUACGAGCCACCAAGGUACAUGGAUAUCAAGACUGCUGCACAGCAGCUUCUUGAGAUUGAGGAGAAGAGAGGAGAGAAGUGCUACACACCGAACACACCAGCCAUCGCUGUGUCAAGACUGGGAGCCCCAACACAGUCCUUCAAAGCUGCCACCUUGAAAGAGCUUGCUGAGUACGAUGCUGGUGAACCGUUGCACUCUCUGAUCAUCUUUGGUAGACAGGUGCACGACCUCGAGCUGGAGUAUGUCUACGAGUUUGUCGAUGAUAAGGAAGCCUUUAAGAAGCAUGUUGAAGAGGACCAGGAGUUCUUCAAGCCACCACCAUAUGUCCCACCACCGGAGGAUGAGCUCUCUGAUUGA